AUGGCGGAAUUUCCGCCGCUGGCUCCAGUGCCCUCCCCCGCAGUGCGGAGGACAAUCCCAUCAAAUGAUUGGGAAGCUUGUCUAGAUGCAUGGAUGGCCCUGUUGGGGAUCCGCCUGACUGCAUCUGAUCAACAGUUUAAGGUUGCAGCAGCUGAAGAUGCAUCAAUACCCCCAUUCCUGGGGUCUUACUAUCAAUACACGGCUGCGGGGGAUUCUAGUUUACAAAGUGGACCUAAAGCUCGACAGCUUCGGAAGCUCUGCUUUCUGGCGACAAGAAGAUACAUACUUGAUCUCUCCAACCCACCAGACGGAAUUAUGGACUGGAGACUUCUCGGCAAUCUAUGCUGCUGUUACCCUUCUAGCGUGGCCUUGAAGAUGUCAUUAUCAAGUGCCUGGGAUCUGCACCAGGGCAAGAUCACUUCCAGUAUCGAGAGAGCAAAAGCUAUUGUGAUUAAGAACCUCUCUUCGACCAACUCAUCCUCAAACCCUGAAGUCAUUUCUGACAUCCGCCGUCUGACCAUCCUUGCUUCAGUGCUGCCAGCGUGUGGCCAGGUGCUGAUGGCAGGCUCCGACUUCCUGGAUACGAUAUCGGAAGCUUACCAGUCAAAAGGUGCUCGGGAGGAGUUCCGUAAGAUCCUCGUUGCUAACAUCUACGUCGGGCUCGUUUCCUUAUUGAAGGAGCCCGUCAAUUUGUCUUCGUUAUUGGAUCAGCUGUUCAGCCUCAAAGCCGCUGCUCGAGUGGGAGCACCGAAAAUGAAGAGGGAAGCGACACUACUCUCUGAUCUCAUCUGCAGCUCGGACUUGCUUAUUAGGCUGGAGAAGUAUAUGAGCAUUCACCCCCAGAAACGGGGGCAAGACCUUCUUGCCAGCUUGCGCACCUAUCAAGUGGAAUCGAGGUCGCUACACCAUCGGUAUCAAAGACGCAGGAAGGUAGACAAGGGAAAAGAGGUGUCUUCGGACCCGAUCGUUUCAGGAGAACUUCACGCACACAAGAUGUCACUAGUCACUCAAGUACAAGACCUCUUCCCCGAUCUUGGCUCAGCCUUUGUUGUACGGCUACUGGACUUUUACAACGACAACCCUGAGACUAUCGUCGCCCACCUUCUCGACGACUCACUUCCUCUGGAGCUCCAUUCUCUAGAUCGAUCCGAGCAACUGCCUCCUCCAGCAGAACCUCACCAUAGCCAUCUCGCACCACAGCCAACACCACCUGCCAUGCCAUCACCUGUCUUCGCACCACUCCCCACCCGCAAGAAUAUCUUCGACCAAGACGUGGACAUCGCCGAACUAAGCCGCUCCGGCGAAGCGCAAGGCAAACUACACUUCGGCCGCGCCGACGCAGACCAAACAGCCGACACAAUCCUCUCAGACCACAGCAAACACGCCGAAAACAAAGCAGCAAUCCUCUCCGCCCUAGCAACCUUUGACUCAGACGACGACGAGCGCGAUGACACCUACGAUACAGCCGACGUAGGCGGCGCCAUCGACGGAGCCACAGGUGGCGCAGACGGCGAAGCCGAUCCUGCUGAGCGCAACCGCCGCGCAGCAGAUAUCGAAACAGUCCUCUUCCGAACAUACAAGUCCAAUCCAGGGCUCUUCGCCCGCGACUCAGCGACCCGCCGAUCACAGCCUCGCAUGUCGUUGAAGCGCGAGACCGAAAUGACUGACGAGGCUAUCGAGGGCUGGGCUCUCAUGCUAACCCGUGAUCCUAAGCGUCUUGCUAAACUCGAAGACCGGCUAGCUAUGGACGCUGGCGGGUCGGCUGGUGCUGGGUCACUUAACCAGCCUGAGUUGCGUUCUACGUCUUACAGGAGGCCGCAGCCUCGUGAGGAUGGGGAGGAUGGUUCUGAUGAGGGCGAGUCCUCUGGCCAUGCUGGUUCGCGGGCCAGAGGAGGCGGUGGACGUGGUGGUCGAGCGCGGGGUGGUGGCGGUCGAGGCCGUGGGGGCCGUGGUGGUGGUCCUCCGUCUGGCGGCCAAGGGCAGCCGGAUAAUGCGGCGUCGAGACAGAGGAAGGAAGAGAACAAGGGUAGUCGGGCAAAUCACAACCGUCGGCAGCAGCAUGCGAAGAAGAUGGCGCGUGGCGGUGGGUUGCCUGGCUAA
Penicillium samsonianum is the source of this 2100-nucleotide messenger RNA. RefSeq names its product ASCC2 family CUE domain-containing protein. NCBI's taxonomy places the organism in Eukaryota, Fungi, Ascomycota, Eurotiomycetes, Eurotiales, Aspergillaceae. The record is from RefSeq and is a predicted model, not a curated record. The coding region runs from base 1 to 2100 and encodes 699 amino acids. Gene Ontology annotation, molecular function: ubiquitin binding. The transcript has a single exon.